UGUAUGAUCUAAUAGCUUUUCUAAUUAUGAAGUUAUAAAGUCUAACGGAGGUAUAAAAUGAAAAUUUUAAAAUCAGUAGAACGAAAGGGUGGUCCCGUAAAGAAUCCACCAGGGUUUAAAACAGUUUAUUUUGUGCGACAUGGAGAGAGCACAGCUAAUGUGCGUCAAGAGACCGACCCUUAUGACAGCGCUACCAACCCGGUAUAUCGAGAUGCACCACUCACUGCAUACGGAGUAAAGCAAGCUAAAGAAUUAGAUUCCAUAACUAAAACUUGGAAUAUAGAGUUAUUAGUGGCGUCUCCGUUAACGAGAGCCUUAAUGACCGCUUCGUACGCCUUUCAAAACACAGUUAAGAAUAAUGUCCCUUUCAUUGUGCUUCCUCUCGUAAUGGAGUUUUAUCCCAACUUAAUUGAGAAUCAAGGUAAACUAAAAGAUGAGCUCAAUAGAGAUCCUAAACUGAACAGUCUGGAGCGUUUUAAAGAUGUUGAUUUAAGCCAAUUAUCGAGUGGUGAAUGGUGGAAUAUUUGCGGAGACAGCAGUCGUCUCGACCAACUCACUACUUUUCUCCAAAAGCGUUCCGAAAAAAUAAUAGCCGUUGUGUCUCACUGGGGAUACAUCCAUAAUCUAAUUCAGGAAUGGGGCUAUGGCUCGUAUUCUUUAGCAAAUUGCGAGUGGAUACGGACUACGUGGGAAUUUCAUAAGGGGGCCAUCCCAAAAUUAAAUUUAGGUGCAAACUCGCAGAACAAACGCUACUCCUUAUUUCUGUUGCCGGCUGGUAACCAUAACAACAACGGAUUGCUCUGCGAAAUUUUAUCUCUUUAUAAAGAAAUGCUCAUCGAAGAAAAGUUAUCAAAGUCGGAAACGUUAAAAUUUGGCAGAAUCUUUUACGUCCCUUUAACCAAAUUUAUUGCUCUUUCUGAAGGUACGAUCAAAAAGUUAGCUACUGCUUUUAAAACUACUCGAGACAAGGCAGUCUCUCAAGGCAAAACAGAACAGUCCGCUCAAAAGUGCGAUGACUUGAACAACCCGUUAGGAAAAUUUCCAAAGGUUACUCUAGUGGACCCAAACCCUCAAUUUUAUAAAUUGAUAGGAACUGAAAAGGAAUAUCUCAGCAUACGAUUCCGCUCGAAAUUUCUGCAAAGAUUUUUGGUAGAUGUCGCUCAAUUUCUGACCAGGGGAAACCUUGCUGAAAAAGAUGAGGAGCUUCAACGAUUUCUAAUUUUGCUUCGACAAACCACCGAAAAGGAAUUUUACGAGGCCGAGAUUGUCAACUACCAGGACGACGAUGUCCACUCAGAUACUUUCUACAAGCUCCUACAGCAUCGGCCCGCCCUAAAAGGUGCGUUUAACGGCGGGCCCUACUACGCUUGGGACUAUUUGUUCCGGAUCUUGACCUUCCGGAUAUCCCUUGUGUCCUGCAUGUACGUGCAAGACGAGUGUUGUCCAGAGACUUUUGCGGAGGAGUAUCCCCACUCAUUUCCACUUUUUUGA
Molecule: messenger RNA, 1491 nt
Organism: Zophobas morio
Lineage: Eukaryota; Metazoa; Arthropoda; Insecta; Coleoptera; Tenebrionidae
Exons: 10
Coding region: 58-1491 (477 amino acids)
Cellular component (GO): cytoplasm
Molecular function (GO): phosphatase activity
Source: RefSeq, a predicted model, not a curated record